AUGGAGUUACAAGGAAUUGCCAUCCAACGGUCAAGAAAUUAUUGCGAGUUCACAGGAGGUGCCAUCCAACUGCCAGGAAUAACUCAGGAGUUAGCCGGAGGUGCGCGACGGAGACGAGGUGCUGGGAUUGUUCCUGCAGCGACGGCCAAUGCUGACGUGGCGUCUGGAACAGGGAGGGAGAAGGCAGGACGCGACGCGAUCCGACGUGGCAUGCAGCUGUUUAUCGAGAACGAGGUGGAGGCGUCACUAGCUGAAUUCGAGGCCGCACUGGAGCUCGACCCCUCCCAGAUCCCCUAUUUAUGGCAGAGAGGGCUUUCACUCUUCUACCUCAACAGAUUCGCAGAAGCAUCACAGCAGUUUCGUGCAUGCAUUGCAGCAAACUCAAGAGAUGCUGAAGAAUCCAUCUGGUGUUUUGUCUCAGAAGCCCGAGAAAGCAUGCCAGAGGUUCCUCGGGACCCAGGCAAGGUGCUACGAGCAGCAUACGACAUGUUUAAGACGGGUGCUGACCCCUUGUUGGUGUUGGCAGCAGCAGGGGAUGACGAGGGGGGGUCAUCAGCCUUCUAUGCUCGGUUAUACGUCGGCCUCUUCUUUGAGAUCAUGGGCGAUGAGGCCACGAGUAGGAAGUACAUCCAAUCUGCAGCUGCAACCGAAUAUGCAUGCAGAUCGUCAGACUACAUGGCAGCAGUGGCGCGGGUGCAUUGCUUGAGACGACAGUGGCAAACCUGCUCUACCCUUCCUCCCUCCUGCGCCUCUGCUCAUCUUCUUCCCUCACCCCGUCCCACACAGAUCGUCAGACUACAUGGCAGCAGUGGCGCGGGUGCAUUGCUUGAGACGACAGUGGCCACUCCCACCCUCUCACCGCUCGAGUAG
This is a messenger RNA of Closterium sp. Naga37s-1, 870 nucleotides long. NCBI's taxonomy places the organism in Eukaryota, Viridiplantae, Streptophyta, Zygnematophyceae, Desmidiales, Closteriaceae. The record is from the annotation of a GenBank genome assembly.